AAUGACAUCUAACAUUGGAGCUGAUCCAUAAAGGUUGACGGCCGGGAUUGGAUCGUUGGAAAAUCUCAAGCAGGUUACCUCUCAGGCUUCUCACUCUGUUACUCAAGCCCUUGUUCAGAUUCCACGACGACAAGCGACUGACUGCCACUCUAUCAGCAUUCAGCAGUCCGCUGCCAGGCAACAUGACGACGCCGUACAGGCUCUCUAUCGGCAUCGAUUUCGGCGUGUGCACGAGCGGGGUUUCGUACUGCCUGUUGGGCCCAAAUGAAGCGGUGUCGUCGGCCGUCGAAAUCCUGUUCGGCAACAAACGCAAGAAUCUGGUGCCGUCCGCGUUGGGCGUCAAUGGCAACUGGGGUAACGACAUCGCAGCAGGCGAAGACAAAUUCACGCUGUUCAAGCUUCAGCUUCUCCACGCCGACGAUCUACUUCAGAGCUAUCGCCAAACACCAGAGCAGCUUGCAUUCGUCCGGGAUGCCCUUGGGAAGAUUGAGAUAGCGAGUAAGACCGGCGUCGACGUCGUGGCAGAGUACCUGCGCCGCUUGUGGGCCUCUGCGGCCGACUCUCUUUCCCGCAUCUUGAGACGCAAGGGCCUGAGCCUUAGUGAUGUAGACGUCCGCUUUGUCUUUGGUAUCCCUGCUGUCUGGCGUGUGGGUACUCGCUCGCGUAUGGAAGAGGCCAUCCAGCACUCGGGGCUUCUCGAGUUAGGCGAUAGGCCUCCGGCACCACUCGACUUCAUUGCCGAACCCGAAGCUGCUGCUAUCGCCACGUUUCCUCGACUUGCUCCGAGCUAUAAUCUGCAGGAUGGGCAGACUAUUGUGAUCUGCGACUGCGGUGGCGGUACAGUGGAUGUGAUUUCGUAUAAGAUCACCUCACUCGAAACCCUGACCGUCAGGGAGAUUGUGUCCGGAGAGGGGCAACUAUUGGGCGAUAUGUUUAUGAAGAGCGCCUUGGUAGCACUGAUCAAGUCGCGCGUCCAAGAGGACUACCGUGACAAUGCAGACCUUGACCUCGCUGACCUUGAUAAUGAAAUUGAGGCGGCCUGGGCCAGAGUGUCUAGAAUCCAGGGCAAUACUAUGAGGAGAGCGGGCUGGUGCCACCGGUUGGACAUCACAUACGUCGGUGGCCGCCUCGGACGGCAAGUCGUGCUUUCCGGACGAGAUGUUCUACGCGCUCUCAACACCUGCACUGACAGCAUCGUCAGACUUCUUCGGACGUAAAUGGACGGGGUGGAGGAGAAGACCGGUAGAGGGCCCGAUCUCAUUGUGGUU
This is a messenger RNA of Chaetomium strumarium, 1268 nucleotides long. RefSeq lists its product as uncharacterized. The transcript has 5 exons. NCBI's taxonomy places the organism in Eukaryota, Fungi, Ascomycota, Sordariomycetes, Sordariales, Chaetomiaceae. The record is from RefSeq and is a predicted model, not a curated record. The coding region runs from base 183 to 1217 and encodes 344 amino acids.